GCUACAGUGCGUACAGGAGACUAACCUUGCGUGAGCAGGCUUAAAAAUAAGCCUGUUCAGCGACACCGCCUGCUGAGCCUGGGGCGUUCUGCCGCUGAGAGCUCUAAAGAAAGCUCUAAAUUUAGAGCUUUUGCCCAUCCGCCCAGAGAUUAUAGGCAGUCGACAACUGCUUCGAUCAUCUAUCUCGACAGCGGCAGUCACAGUCACUUUCAAGCACGCGCACCUCUCCAGCGCAACAAUACCGGCAGUCUCAACCGAGCUUCGCAUAUCGGAAAAUGGGCCUCUUCGACUUCUUCUCCUCCCCCGACGCCAAGCGCAAGGAGGAGGUCCGCUCCGGCGCGGUCGUCCCGGACCGAUCGGAGCGCAAGAGGUGUUGGGAUGCCCGCGACAGCUUCUACCAGUGCCUCGACAAGCACAAUGUCAUAGACUCCACCAAGGGCGCCGGGAAGGCCACGGCGGACAAGGAGUGCGCAAAGGAGAACAAGCAGUUUGGAGAGGACUGCGCCACGGCUUGGGUCAAAUACUUUAAGCAGUACCGUGUCGCCGAUUACCAGAAGAAGCAGACCCUCGAGAGGUUAAAGAAGGAGGGUGCCAACAAGAUGGCUAUCGAAGCUGGCGCAGAGAAGAAAUAAGACUGGGACCUCACACUAUAUUCCUCCGUGGUUCCAAGCAAAGAUCUCCCGAUCGUCUGUUGCGGGUGUUGAGACGCAACUGUAUAAUAGUUCUGUACAAUAUGUUUGUACAUACUUCACCGGAGUUUUGGGCAUAUAAAAAACAAAAGCACUGGUUCGGUCGGCAUCUCUCCCUUUAUCUACUCGCUAGCACUUACGACUCUCUCAAAUAUAUAUAAAUGCUAGAAAUCAAAUAAGUGAUAAAAUCGGUGCUAAUGGCAGACGCAAUAAAUUGUGCAUCCUCCUAACAUCAUCUUACGGAUAGCAUUGCCAAUACAUAUUACAGAAAAGAGAAAAGAAAAACUGCUGGAAUAACACAUGAUACGAGUCAACACGUCUUCUCUUCGACUGUUUCUAAC
Molecule: messenger RNA, 1030 nt
Organism: Truncatella angustata
Lineage: Eukaryota; Fungi; Ascomycota; Sordariomycetes; Amphisphaeriales; Sporocadaceae
Product: oxidoreductase-like protein
Exons: 2
Coding region: 276-632 (118 amino acids)
Biological process (GO): mitochondrial respiratory chain complex IV assembly
Cellular component (GO): mitochondrion; respiratory chain complex IV; mitochondrial intermembrane space
Source: RefSeq, a predicted model, not a curated record